UAUUACAUCCUCCAUGUUGAAAUGUCUGACAAGUGUCAGCAAAUACACCUUUAACCGAUGUCCGUUUUGUCAACCAGGAUGACCUUAAUUAUCAAAUGAAACUAUGCUGAGUCUGUGGCAACCCGGACGGAGGGACAACAGUACAGAUGGAGUACCGUAGUGUCGUCUACAACGCAGCUCGAGACGGCAAACUCGGCCGUCUUCGGAUAUAUCUUGACCGAAAAACUAAAGACGAGGUGUCAAAAUUAAUCCAUGCAAAAACAAAUGGGGCAACUCCUCUGAUAAUGGCUUGUCGUAAUGGUCAUCUUGAAGUUGUAAAGUACCUAGUUGAAUCAUGUACCGCAGACAUAGAACAAGUUGGGUCUGUCACUUUCGAUGGAGAGACGAUUGAGGGUGCCCCUCCCCUUUGGUGUGCUGCAGCAGCGGGCCACUUGGGGGUGGUGAUGUUUCUUGUUGAGAAAGGAGCGGGGGUCAAUAAGACAACAUACACAAACUCUACUCCUCUCAGAGCUGCAUGUUUUGAUGGACAUUUUGAGAUUGUGAAGUAUCUGGUUAAGCAUGAUGCUGACAUUGAAAUCGCCAAUCGCCAUGGCCACACAUGUUUGAUGAUAUCCUGCUAUAAGGGACACAAGGAAAUAGCUGAAUACCUCUUGCAACUUAAUGCAGAUGUCAAUAGAAAGAGUGUUAAAGGUAAUACUGCUCUUCAUGACUGUGCAGAGUCAGGUAGCUUGGAAAUCAUGAAGUUGCUUUUAAAACAUUUGGCUCGGAUGGAGAAGGAUGCUUAUGGGAUGACACCUCUCCUGGCUGCUGCAGUUGCAGGAUUCACCAAGAUUGUUGAGUUUCUUAUAGACAGGCGAGAGUGUUCUCGUGAACAGAAAAUUGAUGCCCUGGAACUGCUUGGUGCUACUUAUGUAGACAAGAAGAGGGAUAUGAUGGGUGCUAUUCACAUGUGGCGACAAGCAAUGGAGGAGAGAUACAAGGAAAGGAAUCGUCCAAUCUUGAAGCCAGAGACAGCAUCACCUAUAGCAGCAUAUGAAAAUGCUGUAGAAGUGACUUCCUGUGAUCAGCUGGAUGAUCUAAUAGCUGAUCCUGAUGAUAUGAGAAUGCAAGCAUUAUUAGUACGCGAACGUAUCUUAGGCCCAGCUCAUCCAGACACUUCCUAUUAUAUCCGGUAUCGUGGUGCAUUGUACGCAGAUAUGGGUAACUUUGACCGCUGUAUCAUGCUAUGGAUGUAUGCCUUAGACAUGCAGCAGCAGGUCCUAGAACCCCUUAGCCCAAUGACUCAAAGCAGUUUCUUAUCUUUUGCGGAAUUGUUUUCUUUUAUGACCACAGAGUGGAGAUACCGACCUCCACAUCCUGUGGACUUCAAAGACAUCAUGAAAGUUCUUGUUCGAGCUAUCCAUGAACUGAAAAAGGGAAAAGAGGUGUUGAUGAAGACCAAUGUCGCUGACCGAGAUAUUACCCACUUUCAUCGUCUACUUGUGAUAAUCAUGCACCUGCUGUGCUUAGUGUGUCGCUUACAGUCUCAGCUUGAGGAGGAACAGGAGCAUAGCUUCAAACAAACCGUCUAUGACUUUGUGCAGUUUGAUCCUCGGGGGUCUAAGGGUUAUACGCCACUCCACUUGGCAUGUGCGAAAGAAACAACUAAUGUUGGUCGUUACCCUGUGUGCAACUUCCCAACAAAUGAUGUUGUGCAACUGCUGGUAGAAGUAGGAUCUGAUGUUAAUGCUGUUGAUGUUGAUGGCAACUCGCCGCUUCACACUGCUGCCAGUAAUGUACAUACUACUCCAUCAAACCGCCCAUGUCGGGUAGAAAUUGUUCGGACUCUACUCAAGUCUGGGGCUCACUUAGACGCUUGUAACAAUGAUAGAAAGACUCCCAUGCAGCUGAUUCGAGGAAUGACAAUCAACGAUAUUGUGUCGCCACUAAGCUUUAUAAGCUUACAGUGCCUAGCUGCAAGGAAAAUCAUGAAGCACAGUCUGGACUAUAAAGAUAUUGUUCCAAAGAAGUUAGAAAGUUUUAUAGCAAUGCACUGACAGAGUGUGUGUUUUAUAUCAAACAGAAACAGCAGUGCUUGCGUUGUGUUUAUUUUUAUGCUUGUGGCUGUAGUGGCUCCUAUUUUGUUAUAUACUAGAUAUUUUCGCAAAGAGGUUUUGAGAAUUUAUUUUUAUGGGAUGAGAAUGACAGUGACUGUAAUUUACUUUUUCCAUAGACUUGAUUUACGUUGUGCCAAGAGCGUGACUAACCUUCCGUGCUCAUUCAAUAUUAUGACUCUAACCACGUCCAGUAAGGUCCCGUACAUCUGUGUUUGUCCAUACUGAAAACAUGUUUGUGAGUGAUCAUGGUGAUGUCAUACUAUAUCCAGCUGUGUAUUUCCAUGUUGCAUAUAUCAAUAGUCCUGUUGUUAGUUGUUUUCCAAAGAAAAUUCCUAUGACAAUUUUUUUUUCUUAUUUCAUUCAUGGAAAUGAUCAUUAGUAUUAUGUACAUCUCAGAUCUCCAGGAGUGAUCCGCUAAUUAACAGUUAUUUUGCGUUAGCCAUCAUGCACCUGUGCAGUAUCCUCUACAUCUAAUGGGAAGGGGCAGCAUAGCGGUUUCUGUGUCUGCUUGUCAUGCAGAGGACAUGGGUUUGCAGGGCUCGAUUUAGUGCUUUGUUACUUGCACUGGUGCAACGCAAUAUUACAAAGUGCAACCUAGUUAGCAGUCUAACUUGCACAAGGUGCAAGUCAAUUUUUGAGAAAUAAAUCAACAAUAAAUCUAACAUUAUAAGCAUAAAUAUGUCAGCUCAUUUUUCUUCUAAACUUUGAAUAGCUAUGGCACUGAAAAAUUGCUAUUCAUAUACACUUUUCGGCUAUGACAACUCUUGUAAACAGGGAUCAGCUGUGUCUCUGUGUUGCUAUGGUUUCAUAGGUACUAUAUCACGGAAAUAUGUUCCAAAACCUCUGACGUUUUAACACACUACGUUGCAACUGGAAUUUGGCUGGUGCAACUAGGUUUUAUCUUAGGUUGCACCUGGUGCAAGUAGGUUAACCUUUCUUAAAUCGAGCCCUGGUUUGAUUAUGCACACGGCCAUCGCUACAAUGUGAACAAAAUGUGCAGUCCAUGCAUGAUGAUCCCCUGCCAUGACUUGAAAAAAGAUUGAUAGACAGGAUAACAACAGCACAAUAGUUUUAAAACCUUACUCACUCAACCAUUCACCAGCUGUGGCUAACCUGGCAGUGUCUAGUAAUAUUUUUAUUUCCCUUAGCGUGUAUUGUUUAAUAGUCUGAGUGAUGAAGUAACUAUGACAUGCUCAAGUAAGAGGAGGUAUUGUCUUCAUGUUAACAUGGUUAAUGAGGCACUGUAAUACAGAAUAUAGUUUUCUCUUUGUCAGACCUUACUUUGAUCACCCAAACAUGGCCUGUGUACAUCCAGAUAUCUUUCACUACUUUCCUACUUUUAAACAUUAUACACAUGAUCGAUGGAAUUACUUUAACACAGAACACUAUGGGUGGGAUGAAUAUUUUAUUUCUUGUUUUGAAAUUUCGAACUUUAGGUGGAACAUUGCAGCAGCAUAAAACUAAAAAUAUGUUUUUACUCUUUCUUUUUUUCUUGUCUCCUUGUGUCUGACUUACUUAAGUAGUAUGUAACAAAACUGUUAAGGGGAAUAUGCAUGGUGUAGGUGGAAAUGAGAACACACAUGUGAUAGUGUGACUGUCAGUAUAGGAUUUCUACUAUCAGUAUAUCAUCACAUUUGUCCCUGCAUUAUCUAAUUGAAUGCUAGACUAUGAGCAUGAUAAGCUGAUAAGAAGUGCCCCUAUGGACAAUGAAAAUAGUUGGCAUAAUAGAUAUAGGGCUAAGGCUAACAUUGCUACUAAUUGGUCAAUGCAAUUAUGCAUUUCAGUUAUUUUAUUUCUCAUGGUAUUCAGGAAUGAUUAAUUAAGGUUUUCUUCUGUGUAUCCACAUAAAUAAGACUCCCAAGCAAUAAUUGCAGUAAUUGAUAAAGAUCUCGUGUGGUGAGUGAUUAACAUGGCAGACAUAGUUAUGUAAAUCUUGACUCAGCACCAUGAAGUAAGUUUGUGAGAUUUCUUGUUCAGUGGUUAGGGGACACAGGAGGCCUGUUUGUCAAAGUCACAGCAUUGUGUACAGAACUAUGUUGGCACCAAGCUUGUUGCUUUCUCCAAAAUGGU
Haliotis rubra (blacklip abalone) is the source of this 4166-nucleotide messenger RNA. RefSeq names its product protein fem-1 homolog C-like. Bases 147 to 2036 code for a protein of 629 amino acids. Gene Ontology annotation, molecular function: protein binding. The transcript is spliced from 2 exons. The record is from RefSeq and is a predicted model, not a curated record. Lineage: Eukaryota; Metazoa; Mollusca; Gastropoda; Lepetellida; Haliotidae.